This is a messenger RNA of Papaver somniferum (opium poppy), 1213 nucleotides long. Its product is annotated as BTB/POZ domain-containing protein At3g56230-like. Gene Ontology annotation, molecular function: protein binding. The record is from RefSeq and is a predicted model, not a curated record. The transcript is spliced from 3 exons. NCBI's taxonomy places the organism in Eukaryota, Viridiplantae, Streptophyta, Magnoliopsida, Ranunculales, Papaveraceae. Bases 190 to 891 code for a protein of 233 amino acids.
UCAAAACGAAGCCUCACACUUUCAAGGACCCUUUUCUUCUGCUUCUUUUUUUUAGGGAACUUCAAAUAAUUUCGACGAGACAAGAAUGGAUUGUUCUUUUUGUAAAAAGGCAAAAGUUGAAUUGAGAGCCCAAUAUUCAUAUUCAAACCCUGGCGGAGUCGUAAUCGUUGUAACGGGGAAAUCAACAACAUGAUGAGCUUGAUGAACAAAGACAGAAAUGCAGGAACCAUAUCCCUAGCUGAUGCAAAUUGGGGGACUACAAGUGCUACAAGGUGGAUCAAGAUAGGGAAAGAGAAAGAAGAAAGGCUGAAAGAGAGAGAAGAAAGGUGCACUGAUUAUCUUGGCGGAUUAGCUAUUGCAUUAAGGCAGGGAAGUUACUCAGAUAUCCAAAUCAAGCCCAGCGAUGGACCUUCAAUACCUGCACAUAGAUUUUUGCUGGCAACUAGAUCUGAGGUUUUCAAAAACAUGCUAGCAUCGGAUACUUGCAAAGCAGCACCAGUUGACUCCGUAUCCCUCCCUGAAUUUAAUCACGAAGAGCUUGAAAUCUUCUUGGAAUUGCUUUACUGUGGAAGCUUGUCUAAGGAAAAGUUUGAGAAACAUUUUUUCUGCCUAGCAGUUGCAUCUCAUAAGUAUGCGAUUCCACAUUUGCAGAAGUUUUGCGAAGAACAUAUAUUGAAGUUGUUAGAUUCUUCAACUGCACUCAAAGUUCUGGAGAUCUCAGAAAUUACUUCUAAUGAGACAUUAAAAGUUGCUGCCUUGGAAUCAAUACUCAGCCACUCAGAAGAGAUAUAUUUCUCACCUGGUUAUGAAGAAUUUGGCAGACAGAACCCGCAUUUGCUGGUACAUAUCACAAGGGCCCAUAGCAUUAGUGAUAAGAAGCGUAAAGUGUAAUGGGUAUUGGAGCUGAAGAUUACAAGUGUCUUAGACUCUUAAGCAAAUAGAACUUCAUGCUUCUGUGGCAUUUAACAUGAUAAUUUGUUUAUUAAUCAAAUAGGAGUAGCAUGCAUUUUGUUGCACAGUUUAGGCUUGGAGCAUACCACAUCAGGUGUGUUGGUUGAAUCAUUUGUUACGUCCCUUGCUCGCAUUUUGAUAGGUGUUCAUAUCUCCAAUAUAGUUUUUUUGUAGAAACGUUAAUAUCCUUUUUCUUUUCUUUUUUUCCUUUUUUGCAGAACAGUUUUUCGCUUUUUUUCACUUUACUAUAAGCUUGAUUAAA